Molecule: messenger RNA, 1185 nt
Organism: Fragaria vesca subsp. vesca
Lineage: Eukaryota; Viridiplantae; Streptophyta; Magnoliopsida; Rosales; Rosaceae
Product: F-box/LRR-repeat protein At4g14103-like
Exons: 4
Coding region: 1-1185 (394 amino acids)
Source: RefSeq, a predicted model, not a curated record
AUGGGCUCACAUUCAAAGCUCGAAGUAGGAGAUGGUGAGGAUAAAAUCAGUCAAUUACCAGAUGCACUUCUGUCUCACAUCCUCUCCUUCUUGACAACCAAACAAGCUGUGAGGACUAGCAUUCUCUCUACAAGGUGGAAUAACAUAUGGGUUUCUGUUCCCUCUCUAGACUUGGUACACUACUACUGUAAUGAAAGUAGGUCUCUGCAUGCUGCAUUUGUGUCGUUUGUUGAUCGUGCGCUUCACUGUCGUGGAUUAUUAGACAUUCAAAGAUUUCAUCUCCGUUAUUACUGCUUCGCUGUGGAUUUGUCUCGUAUUGAUGGUUGGAUCCGCAAUGUAAUUUGUCGUAAUGUUGUUGAACUUGACCUCUAUGUCAGGGUAUAUGAGGACACGGUAGAAAAGAUUGAGUUGCCUAAAACUAUAUUUCUGUGCAAAACACUGGUGGUAUUGAAGCUGAAUUUCAAUUGUUUUAUCUAUGCUCCUCCUGAGUCGGGGAGUUUCCCUAAUCUCAAGAGGUUAACAAUAGACUUUGCCUCUUAUAUGAGUCUUGAAGAACCUUAUAUGAGUUAUGAGGACCCUUAUGAGUACUACUUUUACUUCUCUAUCAAUGCCCCAAAGCUUGAAUUCCUUAACCUCAAAGUGGAUUUUUUGCCGAGCAUUGUAUUUGAAGAUGCAAAGUCCCUGGUGAAGGCCGUUUUGAGUUUCUCACACCAUGAUGCCAUUGAACACGAGCACUAUGAUGACCGUGCAACCACAUUGCUGGCAGCAAUUUCCAAUGUUCAACAUCUAACUCUUUCUGUUCAUUCUUUGGCUGCUUCUUUUAUGCCUGCUUUUGAUAAUUUGAUCCAUUUGAAGCUGGUUAUUAAUAGCCAUUUCUGGGAAGUGCUGCCAGAGCUACUCCAUAGAACACCUAAUCUAGAAUGUCUUGUCUUGGCACAUAAAAAAGACGUGUACUGUAACUCAGACUGUGAAGUAGACUCGGACUCGGACACAGAAAACUCUGAGAAUGAAGAAUACUGUGAUCAUCAGGAAUACCGUGUGUUGUCACAUCUCAAGACUAUCGUCUUAAGGGGUUUCAGGGGAUGCAUGGGUGAGAAGGAAGUGGCAAAGUACUUAUUGAAGAUUAUGAAGUUUUGUGCACUCUUUCGGAAGGGCUCCAAGACUUGCCGGAUUCAAUUUAUCUAG